Molecule: messenger RNA, 597 nt
Organism: Paramecium tetraurelia
Lineage: Eukaryota; Ciliophora; Oligohymenophorea; Peniculida; Parameciidae
Exons: 1
Source: RefSeq, a predicted model, not a curated record
AUGUAAGAACACAUAGCUCUCACUAUUGAAUAACUUACUAAUCUACUUUCAAGUAGUGAACAAACUUCGAAUAGGAAUAGUUUAAAUUCACUCUCCCAAAAAAGUCAAACUCAUUUGAGAAAACAUAUACCCAAAAUUGUCUCUUUUGUUGACAUUGAUGAAUUUCAAGAAACCUCAAUUUCAAGUGGAUUCCAAAAUUCUGAAAAUCAGUCCAUAAUUGAUAAACUCUAAGAGUUGGAGGAUGAAAAUAAGAAACUAAAAGAAACCUUAAAAUUUUAUGAAAAAAAGGAAUGCAAAUGGAAAGAUUAAAUGAAUGACUACUAGUUAGAGCAAAUAUAAUUAAAGCGACAAAAUCAAGUGCUGUAAGACAGAUUGAAAUCUAUUAUCUAAACAAAAGAAUAGAUGACAAAAUCUAAAAAAUAGAUUGGAUCUUAAAGAUGUAAUUUUACAUCGCCAUUCUUUAAUUAGAAACCAGACUAAAUUAAAAUUUCUAUCAAUCCUAAUUUACAAGUGAGAAAACACACAGCUCCAAGUGGUCUUAAGAACUCUUCGCCUCAUAGAAUGUUUUAAGAGAAAAAGAUAGAUAAAUUAACAUGA